Fusarium venenatum is the source of this 222-nucleotide messenger RNA. RefSeq lists its product as uncharacterized. The record is from RefSeq and is a predicted model, not a curated record. NCBI's taxonomy places the organism in Eukaryota, Fungi, Ascomycota, Sordariomycetes, Hypocreales, Nectriaceae.
AUGCCUGAGAGACGAGCUUCUCACCCCAAAGCACCGACUGGUCUCAAUGAUGAGACAGCCGAAGAGGUGCACGACAUAAUUCACAACGCUGAAUUGGAGGAACAAAAGAUGCAUGGCAAGGAUGCGCUGACACAGGAGGACGUUGGUGUUGACGAGGACAACCAACAAAAAGAUCAGUCGGCAAUGGGCAAGGUCAAGGAAACAUUGAACCUAGGAAAAUAA